AUGCUACCCAUUGUGAAGGAGUACAUGACCGAAUGCGCGCAGCGGCGGGUGGAGCCGUAUUACGGUUUUAUCGAGCAUGCGGGGGCCGGAGAAAUAGUGACGGACUUGGAUUUUGCCCCGUUGCACAGUGUGCGGGUUUUUGCAUUGACGUUGCUGCGUUGCGGGCCGCGUUCCAUCGCUGUGAGGGGGCCGAAGUUGCAAGUUUUAGCGCUGCGUUACGACUCGAACAAGGGCAUGCAUCACCCCCCGCGGCAGUCGAAGCGCAAGGUUUCCUACACGACCUUGUUGUCGCAGCGUCUCCCUGAAGAUGUCAUUGUUGCAGCACAAAACCGGCCGGUGCUGAGGAGCCUCAUUGACGGCGUGCGUGUGGCGUGCAUGACUUACACGGGGCAUUUGGUUCGUGUGGAGUUGUGUGGCCUGCCGCUUAGGGAGAUAAGGGAGGUGGUUACCAGGCUGUUUGAUGUGCUGCAGCACUGUGGUCUCCUUCGGGUACUCAACCUGAACAAGUCCAAGCUGACGGACCAGCUUUUCACGCGGCUGACAACGACGGUGAACACGUUUCCCUCACUGAAGGAGGGCCACUUCUCCGAGUGUGGUCUUACAGACGGCAGUGCCAGGGGCAUUCAUUCUCUCAUUCUCCUCAAUCGCGGCAGGGAGCAGAACGCGAUGUGGCGUGCGUCUCUGAGGGACGGGGUUGGCGGUCACGUUGCAACGUUCGCGCGGGGGCUGGAAGUGCUUGAUUUGUCGGGCAAUUGCCUUAGCGAUGCCACUAUUAGGCGAUUGGGACUUGCCAUAGCGCAUGAUGCAUCGCUGCGAGUAAUUGAUAUGAGCCGCAACACUGUGACGACGGCAGGGCUGAAGGAGUUUUUACAGCGUGGGACACUGCAGGAGAGCGCAGUGGAGUCCCUUGACCUGUCAAAGAACUUGAUUGACACAAAGGAUAAAUUUUUCGUUGGGGAUAACUUUGCAUGUCAGCACACGUACGGGGAGCAGCUUCUUCUCACCCGGUUAGACUCUCGAGAGCGGCACCGCAGCGCCAGCACGGCACCCCAAUUGGAGGUGAGUGGUGCCGCCGUACCACAGCUGAGGUCAUCGGCCGCCGAUGGUGCGCCGCUGGAGAUUCACCAUCCGCGUGCCGUCUCGCCAGAGGACGUUGGGGCCGGCGGUUUAAGGUCACGCGAGUCGAGUCCCGCUGCGGUGUUGGACACAUGUGAGGAGAACGCUGAGGUUUGCUCUCAGUUGUUGAGGUGCCCCGGGAUGGAGCGGCCGCAGGCAAACCGUAGCACAUGGACCGCCUCACCCGAGAUGUUUGAUCGCCAAAGCAACGCCAGCCGCCGUAACGGGGACCGCAAGGCAUCCGAACGUUCUCGAUUUUCUUAUCAGGAGACGGGGAAACAGCAAGAAAACCAACCGCGCCUCAAUCAAUGCCCACCGCCGCAUCAAACUGCCGUGCCUUUUUUCCCACCGCUUCUUUUUGCUCCCACCGGCAGUGGCGAUGGCUCUCAGCAGCAGCAGCAGCAGCAGCAGUGGUGUGGUGUCCCGCUGUAUGUCCCUGUCCCUGUUUCUUCACUUGGGGCUAUGGCGAUGCCGCCACCCGCGCGAUCUACGCGGGAUGUCGCCGUGGGGACCUCGCCUCAGCCGGACACAAUGCAGCAGAGCACUUCUAGAUCCCUCUCUACCACGCCAUUGGCCGACGGCGAUGUCACGGAUGACGGCACCGCCUUUGAGAAGAUGAUGAUGGAACCCUUACAGACCAAUGACUGGGAGCUUGCGGACUGGAGGAGGAAUGAGCAGCGCUUUCUGGAGUCUCUCAUUGUGCGACUGGAGUCCCAAGAAAAUGCAACAACCGAGAUGCUGGAGCGAAACUACCAGGCAACAUGUGAUCGUUUGGGUGCCAUUCAAGAGGAAUUCUCGCGGCAGAUUCACGAGCUGCUUCAGGAGCAACGUGUGGGGGCUGAGCGGUUUCGUGGGGAGCUGCGCGAGGAAUUAUUGAGCGAACGGCACCAGCAACAACAGCAGCAGGACCCUGAAGCCGCCAUGGCGGAGCAGCUGGCGCAACUCAUAGAUACGGGGAUGAAACGUAUUCAUGAUCAGAUGGAGAGGCGUUCGGCUUCUGCUUCUGGCACGGCAGCCAAGGCGGCGGGUGUUGACUUGCAACAACCAACACAGGAAUACCUCCGCGUAGUGAAGGAGCGAUUGAGCAGUUUGGGAUGGUGA
Messenger RNA from Trypanosoma cruzi, 2217 nucleotides. RefSeq lists its product as uncharacterized. The transcript has a single exon. NCBI's taxonomy places the organism in Eukaryota, Euglenozoa, Kinetoplastea, Trypanosomatida, Trypanosomatidae. The coding region runs from base 1 to 2217 and encodes 738 amino acids. The record is from RefSeq and is a predicted model, not a curated record.